Molecule: messenger RNA, 792 nt
Organism: Kwoniella mangroviensis CBS 8507
Lineage: Eukaryota; Fungi; Basidiomycota; Tremellomycetes; Tremellales; Cryptococcaceae
Exons: 4
Coding region: 1-792 (263 amino acids)
Biological process (GO): regulation of DNA-templated transcription
Molecular function (GO): DNA-binding transcription factor activity, RNA polymerase II-specific; zinc ion binding
Source: RefSeq, a predicted model, not a curated record
AUGACUGGUCCUACAGCUAUCGAAUACCAAGGACGAAGGCAUGCUUGUUCCAGCUGCAACCAAUUGAAAAGGAAAUGUCAAGUUGAUCCCGGUAGCUAUAUCUGUGGACUUUGUUCGAGGACCAGAAGAACUGAUUGUGAUGUAUCGAACAACUUCCAGACUGACGAAGCCCCUCAGGAGAUUGCCAAGUAUACGAGACUGUACCAACGGGUAAACACGAUAGUUUCGAGUGCUGAUUAUCUGACUGCUGGAGGCCAAGCUCGUCCUAGAUCGAGAUCGACAUCACGAUCGCGAUCUCAAGGGUCUUGCGACAGCUGCAAAAAAAAGAAAAAGCAAUGUAUGAUCCCGAGCGGUGCAGAUAGUUGUUUGACUUGUGAUGCUAGGGAUCCCCGCCUGCCAUGUACUUUCAGAAAUAGUAGGACCAAGCGUGCAGAUAGGAGAGCUCAACAUGGGUGGUUGAAUCGUGAGCCCACGACCCUCGACGAUUAUGGUUUGAGAGCGUAUAUCGAUGCGCCAGACGGUGUACAAACGCUCAAUGCCAUCUUUCAGGAGAAGCUAGGCCUAGAGUACACAGUAUCCACAAGUCAAUCCCAAAAUCUAGCGCCCAUUCACCAUGAUUCAGGCUUUGUUUGGGAAUUGGAUAACGUUGAUGAUCCCCAACAUGAACUUGGGGCUGCGGAACUUGUGCGAGAGGGCGCGAUGCAAGGACUGGAUUUUUCCUUCGGAGCCACUCCUUCGAUCAAUGUCUCUCAUUGGCCCUCCUCGGACGCGACCUAUGACUCGAAUGAAUAA